AUGGCGUUUCUCGCAACCAAACAGUCUCUGUUGUUGACUCUUCUCGCCAUUGGCUUCUUGGUGGUGGCUGCAUCUGCCGGAAACUUCUACGAGAGCUUUGACAUCACUUGGGGAAACGGUCGUGCCAACAUAUACGAGAAUGGACAGCUUCUCGUUUGCACUCUUGACAAGACCUCCGGCUCAGGUUUUGUAUCCAAGAAGGAGUACUUGUAUGGUAAGAUCGACAUGAAGAUCAAGCUCGUCAAGGGAAACUCCGCUGGCACCGUCGCCGCUUACUACCUUUCGUCUAAAGGCGAGACAUGGGAUGAGAUUGACUUCGAGUUCUUGGGAAAUGUCUCAGGACAGCCUUACACUAUCCACACCAAUGUUUUCACCGGAGGUAAAGGCAACCGCGAGAUGCAGUUCCAUCUCUGGUUCGAUCCCACCGCCGAUUUCCACACUUACACCGUUCAUUGGAACCCUUUGAACAUCAUCUUCCUUGUGGAUGGGAUGCCAAUUCGGGUGUUCAAGAACAACGAGAAAAGUGGAAUAGGUUACCCUACGGGCCAACCGAUGAAGAUAUACUCAAGCCUUUGGGAAGCCGACGACUGGGCCACGCAAGGCGGUCGCGUGAAGAUCGACUGGAACAACGCACCAUUCAGCGCCUCCUACAGGAACUUCAACGACCAAAGCUCAUGCAGCAGGACAUCGAACUUGACAUGGGUGUCUUGCGACGCAAAUGAGAACUUGUGGAAGUGGACAACUCUCAAUGACCACCAGAAGGGACAGCUGAAGUGGAUCCAAGAUGAAUUCAUGAUCUACAACUAUUGUACCGAUUAUAAGAGGUUCCCUACGCCUCAGACUUACCCCAAGGAGUGUAAUCUUUAA
Molecule: messenger RNA, 867 nt
Organism: Microthlaspi erraticum
Lineage: Eukaryota; Viridiplantae; Streptophyta; Magnoliopsida; Brassicales; Brassicaceae
Source: the annotation of a GenBank genome assembly